GGAUGUGUGAGCAGGCAGCGCGCUACUGUAGGGACGGAGUCCACAAACUGCUUAACAAAGAACAAGCCAAACUUCGAGCCCAAGAAAGCCGCGAGCAGCCGAAACCCGUAGCCGGUCAGGACAGCGAGUCCGCGACGGCAGCGCAGUCCGGAAACAGCGGCGCCCAGCCCGGUGGAAUCGACGGGCUCGUCCGCUGGAUCGUCACCAAAAUGAGCGACAACAAGAACAUCUCCAGCCGGGAGUACGCUUCCAGCAAGGAGGAGGUGGCCGUGGCUCAGGAGCAGUUCUUCGCCCCGGAGCCGCGGAGAGGCAUCUCCGUGAUUUUGGAUAUAUUCAGAAGAGCCGACAAAGAUGAUGAUGGCAAGCUGUCUCUGGAUGAGUUCCAGGCUUUCUUCUCCGAUGGCACUCUGAACGAGGAAGAGCUGGAGAAGCUGUUUCACACCAUCGACUCCGAUAACACCAGUAAUGUUGACACUAAGGAACUCUGUGACUACUUUGCCAAGCACAUGGGGGACUACGAGGGCGUGCUGGCCUCGCUGGAAACACUCAACCUUUCCAUCCUCAAAGCCAUGGACUUCACCAAAAAGGUUUAUGAGAGAGGAACCAACGUGGAGCAAUUUGUGACCCGUUUCCUGCUGAAGGAAUCAGCCAAUCAGAUCCAGUCUCUCCUGAGCUCUGUGGAGAGCGCCGUGGAUGCAAUUGACGAGCAGCACAGCCAAUCAGGUCAUCUACCUGCCAAGGUGAGUCCACGGAUGUCAGAGAGGCGCAACGAAAACACCGUCCCUGACUAUCCCCCUAACAACAGAGUCAGUGCCAGGGAGGCUGUCAGGACCAUCAACACUGCUUCAGGUGCAGUAGAGGUGAGGAAAGAGGGUCUGGAUGCUCAGAUUAACCGCCUGGCUGAACUAAUCGGACGACUGGAGAAUAAGACAGUCUGGUUUGAUCUGCACCAGAGGCUAACAGACACAGAUGGCACUACCAGCGCAUCCUUGUUGCUGAUUCGUCAGGAGAUGGUGGUUUCCCAGAAAAAGCUUGGCGAGUUUUGUGAGGCUCUGAAGCAGUACCUGAAGAAUGUCUCCACUCAGAGAGACUGCUUUCAUGUGACUGCGGUGCGUCUGCCGGACGGUUUAUCCUUCGUCGUCUACGAGUUCUGGGAUGGAGAGGAGGAGUGGAAGAGGCACCUCCAGUCGGCCCCCAACAAAGCCUUUCAGCAUGUGAAGGUGGAUACACUGUGCCAGCCGGAGGCCAUGUCCUCUGUAGCCGUGCCAGCCGCCUGGUGCAGUGUGAACAGGGACUGAGCAUGAAAAUAUUCAACUACACGCCACGACUCCUGGACACUUCCCACCUCCUUUCGAACCCCUCCUUUCCACCCCUGCGUUUCACCCGCUCUCUCCCUCCUCCCCAAUCCCCUCCUCUUUCAACCCUCACAUUCCUCAACUCUUUUUGUAAGUACAUGUUUACACAGUGCAAAUGAAUGGUGUCAACUGCAGUGAAAAUUGAACAAACAGUGCGUUUUACGAUGUGAGAUUACUAAUGCGUUUGCAUCUCACCAUAGUUUGCUGGCUCAAGAUAUUGGAUUAUGUCAUGUUCACGUUUCAAGUAGCUUUGAGCCACUGUAAAGUGGAGUUUGUCAUGUAGCAAGGACCCUGGCGUUGAGUUUUUCAUGUAGCAGUUACUGUUUUGGGGUAGUGCAUUUUGGGAUGUGGUUUUUUCACUCCUGUUAGCAGUGGUGUAGUGGUAGUUGAUGAGGUGGCUGAAGUACUACGUAGGUGGGCAAGUUACAGAGGAAUAGGGCGAACUCCCCAACAUAUUCCAGUGGCUUUCUGGCUGAUAGGUGGCUAUUCUGUAAAUUACCACAAAAGAUGGUGGUUGUACCCCAUACACCUGUGAAUACCCUCCAUCACACCACUGCCUGUUAGGGUUGACCACAGGUAGCUCAUCUAGUCAGCCAUUAGUCAUAGUAGCUGCUCAUUCCACAUUUGCUCCCAUACACAGUACUCUAAUAAUUACAUUUUUUGUUAAUUUUGUAACUGAUGAAAUGCUCUGGACAUUAUUCUCACAUCAGCCAUUCUGAACUCGCAUCGACAUGUUGCGUAAGACUUAGUUGCCAGAUUAGCUCGCAAUCUCAGGAAAACUGAAUGCUUAAUUUCAGCUUGAAGGUUAGCUAGCUCCCUGGCUAGCUGUCACACUUGCUUUUCUGAGUCUCUAAGUAACUGAGUUGGGGUUGUAUAAAAAAAAAACAAAACAUAUAUAUACAUAUUAGGGUGAAAACCAUGAAGUGCAAGUACUGACUGGGUACAAGUACAAAAAAGGCUUGAGCGAUAUCCAAUUUUUUAUACCGUCCUGAAAUUUCUCUGGGGUAUACGGUGUAUGACCACAUAAGUGUAUGGCACUAACACCCCCCACCCAUCCAUCUCCAGCAGCAAGUGCAAUUCUUAUGCUCAGCUUUUCAUAUUAACAAGUACACACUAGAAACCCAAAAAAAUGUGUAGAAAAGCAAUAUUCUCACACCUGUUCAUUAAACAGAGAAAUACAAUUGGACACCUUCUGAAUUCAACUUUCUCUCAGUCAUUGAAGACUGAUGAGGCUUACUUGCCUCGUUAACUCAUCAUGAAACAGACUUCAUUCAAACUCAACAGAAACAAAAUAAAAUCAUCAAAAUCAAAAUAAAUCCUUAAUUCACCAAGUUAAAAGUAAGAAGAAGGAAACAAAGCUGGCAACUGGCUGUUUACUGUCCUGUAACUUCUCCCUCCACCACUAGGUGUUAUGGUGUCUUUCAGCUCAGCCGCCUGUUCCACCAUAGAGACCUGAGACUGAGCUCUGGCGGUGCGUGCUGUGCACUACAUUCAAUAAGUUUACUGAAAAGAAGACUGCCUGUAUUUCUUACAGUAUUAAAAAACAUACCUUCAAGAUUUCUUAAUACCCUGGUAUACUGUAAUACGGUGAUACUGCCCAAGCCUGGUACAAAAUGUAGUCUAAGAUUUUCUGCACUAACAUGGACAAGAGUUAGCUAAAGCUAGAAAAAAGCAGUAAAAUUGCAUAUCUGCUAGUUUAAUGAGUUGAUAAAAUAUGUAUUAAUACAAUUUUGUAAGGUAUACAGCAUCCGUACAUACCAUUAAUGUCAUUUGGAAAGCUUCCCGGAGGGACCUAAAGACAGCACUGUUGUUAGAUUCUGAAAGCUAGCUGUAAUAUUUGCCUGAAGACGACCUACAUUUUGCCAUUUUACCGUCUCAAAGUCCAUCUCCAGUUGGCUCUGAUAUGUGGACUAGUUUACUGAGGUAUUUUACUGUAAUAAUAACCACUACUCUCCUUUAGAUUAACGAGAGCAGCAUUGGCUCAAUACCUCACUAUAGGUUACACUCCUCUACACACUCACGCUAUAAGAGAACCAGAGUUACAGUUGUACCUUUAGGUUGACUUACUUGCAUAUUUCAGACUCUUCAGGUUCGUAUAUUUAUGUGAAAUGGCUGCUGUGGGAGUAAUGUCUAAAGUGGUAGGAACUUAUUUAGCAUGUGUAAACAGAGCAAGAGAAUGAGCAACAGAACGCUAAACCCAAAUCUCUGUGAAGCCAAACACAAUGAUUACAUCACAAGGUGUCCAGCCAAUGCGAGAGGGCCAGUUCAUUAUACUGAAUAAUGAAAAGAUGUCAGUCUUAUAAUAUAUUUGGGUUUGUAUAUGGUUUUGUGCAACAAAUGUGGAGAAGCAUCCAGAGAGUUAGUGAGUUAGAUUUCUUUAUGUAGCUUUUAUUUCAUGAACCACAUUGGGGUUGAGUCUCUUAGCAAUGACAUCAGGGUCAUUUAAGAGGUCAGAUGAUUAGAUUGUUUUGCUGUAAAAGGAUAAUUUGUGACUUAGACAAGAGUCUGCUGCUACCUUGAGACAGAAGAGACUAAGUAGAGAGAUAAAGACAGCACCUCACUGUUCUCCAUGCAGCUAAAGUUUGUUUAAUUUCUGCCUUCUGUUUGUGUAUCCUUUGUCUGAAUUGGCGGUGGGUAGCUUAUAUUAGCUGU
Molecule: messenger RNA, 4007 nt
Organism: Plectropomus leopardus (leopard coralgrouper)
Lineage: Eukaryota; Metazoa; Chordata; Actinopteri; Perciformes; Serranidae
Gene: necab2
Product: N-terminal EF-hand calcium binding protein 2
Biological process (GO): regulation of amyloid precursor protein biosynthetic process
Cellular component (GO): cytoplasm
Molecular function (GO): calcium ion binding
Source: RefSeq, a predicted model, not a curated record